UACUUAAACAUAAUACACUAAUCGUUGGAAUCAGUUAUAACGAAUGGAGUAACUACUAAAUCUACUAAAUCAUUGGGAUGCAGGGACCACAAGCUACGACGGAUAUCUGGACCACUUAACGCUGACAGAAUGUUUUGACUACGUGAAAUUCGAGACGUGGAAUAUUUCAAUGAUUUAGCAAAGACUCUAUCGUGAAUCAUAUUUGUCUACCAUUGUUUUAAAUUUGAUAGGCCAGGACGGAUCAGAAAAUAGCAUUAAAAUAUCAAUACAUUAAUGAAUAGUAUUUGUUCACGGGACAUCAUUUGUUACAAAAUUUGGGAUUAUGGACAAUGGAAUGGGCGCGCAUGAAUUUGACACAGUAUUAAGAUUUUGAACGGAAACCCGUGGGAUUAUUGUUACUGAUAAUUAGAUAUCUGAGACAUGUGCCCUAUAACUAUUCAAUUAAAUAACAGCAUUUGGCAGUUAUUGAUAAAAUGUCAAUAGAAGAGCAAUGAUUUUGAAUUGUAGAUUUUCAAAAUUAAAUUCCGAAAACAGAGGACUAAUACGUUGACAAUUGUGGGAGUUCAUAACAGGCAUUGAAUAAGCCCUCACAAUGCACCCACCUAGAAUUAAGAGUGCUCCAACUAGAAGAUCGAAGUCAAAGAAAACAACGGUUGUAAAAGAAAUCGAAGAAUGGGUUUUAAGCGGGAAAGAGCACGAGCCUGAAACUUCUCGCAUCCACUCGGGGCAACUCGCGGAAAAUAUUACAGAAGAGAGACUGCUUCGAGCACGAAUGAUGGAAUUAGGAAAAGAACGUUUUAAGAUAUUAUCAAAGUAUGAACAUGAAAUACAAACUUUUAAAGAUAAGCAAAAACGUAAAGGUUUUCGAAUCAAAUUCAACAGACCACAAAGUGCAUUUACCCCUUCAGCAGAGAGAAGUAUCAUGUCUGAACGACCUAGAAGUGAAAGUCAUUCAGCUCCAUCUCUCAUGUUUAUCACACCCUUAAUUCGACCAAAGACUGUACAAUUUGAGGCUGACCUCUCGCGUAGGGAAUAUCUAACGACUGGCAAUGGGGACACCCGACCAAGAACAGUACCAGCAAAAACCAAGUUUCUUAACUCUACAGCAGAAGUUGAGGAGUGGACUCCUCUGGCUAUGUCUGACUGGUCAAGACCCUCAACCGCAGGUCAUGACAGUAUAAAUAGGUCGCUUUCUUCUCACAGUUUUCCGUCUUUUGUGAGAAAUAAAAAGACAAGUGAAGCUAGUAUUUCAAAGGAGCCAAGAUUUUCUGCAUUAGAAAGUGCUUUGUCUACAAACUAUAUAUCUGACUGCAAAACUGAAGUAUCAACAAUAAUCAGGAACAUUGAAGCUUUAAGAAAACCUAUAAAGGUCGGCGGGAAAGAGGCACGAAGAGAAUUAGAACUGAAAAUUAAAAUCUUCAUGGAAGAAAACAAUAUAAUGUUUUAAAUGAGAAUUUCCAACAUUAGAUAUGUAAAAGUGCUUUAAUAAAAUAAUUGGAAAAUAAAAUUAAUCUUAUA
Mercenaria mercenaria is the source of this 1518-nucleotide messenger RNA. RefSeq lists its product as uncharacterized. The record is from RefSeq and is a predicted model, not a curated record. Lineage: Eukaryota; Metazoa; Mollusca; Bivalvia; Venerida; Veneridae. The coding region runs from base 593 to 1447 and encodes 284 amino acids. The transcript is spliced from 2 exons.